GUCCAACAUCUCGGUCAAUCUACGCAUGAGAAUUUUUGGAUUGCUCUAAGCGACUUUGAAACUUCUUCUGGUCGUUAUCUUGUACUUUGGUUGAUGCUUCAAUUGACAAUUCCAUAGCUCCAUUGAGCUCUUCAUCUCCCAUUUGAAUUCCGCUGCUCCAGUCAGCGCCAAAGCAACUUGAGGACUACCCACUCUCCCUGUCACAGCACGCCUACCGUCUCUACCUUUGAGAAACCGCGGUCAUGUCCCUCGCACGUCUUUCCGCUUCUGGAUCCCUUCGCGGCUCACCAUCUGGAUCCCCUCUUCUCCUCCGUCUUGAGCUCAUCAGGCGUGGCCAAAUACACAAUGCUCGCCCUCUCGUCGCCCAUCGCUCCGUGACUUCUCCACAAUGUCGCUCCCUUCAAACAACAUCGAGGACGUUGGUAGACAAGAACAACACCAACAAGAAGUUCUCACCUCAGCCCCAGCCCGUUCCCCUUUCGCAGAUCCCUCGUCUCAUACUUGGGGCUGCUGUGGAAAAUCUUCGUGGUCUGAAGAGGAAUUUCCGAAAUGGUACCUUCAAGACUAUGCUCCGUCAGAACCCCGAAGAGCUGGUGUUUGCUCUGGUCUUGCUUGCUGCACUUGCUGUUGUCAUGGUGUACAUCAUUCGGGUUUACUUCACCUACUUCUACUCAGAGCAGUUCACCAAAUACCCUCCUCCCAUUGCAAAAGCUCUGCGCCGGGCACUGUACUACAGCAACUACAAUCCCGACCAGCAGAUGGCCCUCAAGUACUGGAAGCAGGCUCUUGAGCUGUGUGAUGAACUCCACCUCGAUACCUUCUCUGACGAAGUCAUGGGCAUCAAGAUCGAGCUUGCGGCUUGGCUCGAGAAGAUUGGGAGCUACGACAACGCAGUCAAGGUGCUGGAGAAUCUUUCGGGCGACUGCAAGCGCUGGGUUGACCUUAUGGAGAAGAGCGUCAAGGAAGGAGGAAAGAUCCCGCCAUCGCUACUACCUCCUGUGGUGCCCCAGGAUCCAACUGGCCAGCCUGCCACCGCUGAAGAGCCCAAGCAGCAGGAAACUCCCGAGACCAUCUGGGGCAGGCGGACUCGCAUUCUUGGCAAGGCUGUUGGAAUCAAUGUCAAGCUUGCCAACCUCUACUCCUUCUACCUCGCUAAGCCCGAGGAGGCCCACGAACGCCUGAUCUGGGCCGUCGAAACCGCUCUCAACGAGCUUCGUAGACGAACUGUCGAGGGCCUCAAGGAGGGAGAAGGCAAGUGGAUGAGUUCAGAGGAAAUUGGCGGUGCCUUGGAAUCUUUGGGACAUAGCUACGAGGCCAAGUCGCAAUUCCACCUGGCUCUGCCGCUCUUCUUCCAAGCCCUUCGGUUGUCUCAACACCAAUGCCACAGCGCUACUAUCAUGAACAACAUUGCCGCUUGCUUUGCGCAGCACCCUAUAAUGCCUGCUGGUCAAAGCCAAGUGGAUACCCUGAUGGGUGAAGAAGUGGCUUCCGCAACACCAGCACAGAAAAGAACUGCGUAUCUCGAGGCAGCAAAGCGCUGGGCAAAGAACGCUCGACAACACGCCAAUGAGCCAAAGGGUGAUGAUCGGACCCCCGAAUGCGAUCAGGCUUGCGCUACCUCAUUGUGCAACCUGGCCAGCAUUGCUCGUCUGACCGGCAAUGUCACUGAGGCUCGUCGUCUGUUCGAAAAAGCCAUUGAGAUGAGCAGGAGCCUCGAGUUUGAAGAGGGCGUGACCCAAGCCGAGGACGGCUUGCGGGCGCUGUCGACGUCGUCGUAGUGGAGUCCUGG
Neurospora tetrasperma FGSC 2508 is the source of this 1789-nucleotide messenger RNA. RefSeq lists its product as uncharacterized. Gene Ontology annotation, molecular function: misfolded protein binding. NCBI's taxonomy places the organism in Eukaryota, Fungi, Ascomycota, Sordariomycetes, Sordariales, Sordariaceae. Gene Ontology annotation, biological process: protein quality control for misfolded or incompletely synthesized proteins. The transcript has 4 exons. Gene Ontology annotation, cellular component: i-AAA complex. The record is from RefSeq and is a predicted model, not a curated record. The coding region runs from base 243 to 1778 and encodes 511 amino acids.